AUGGAAGCCAAAGACGGGUACGAAGAUAAAACAGGACCCUGUGGAGGACGUUUGCUGCCCAACAUCUACUACGACCCUCCCUUUUCCUACCUAGCUGUUACAAAUUGUAUGUGGUCCAACACCCUGGUCAGGAUAGUGAACACGAGUGAAUGCGAUGACAUGCAUCUUGAUCAAUGCUACCAACAUCUCAUCCCUGCAUAUAAGGACGACUUGAAUAGAAGUCUAUGCUACACAACGACAGACACGCAAAAUGCGCCUACAUUUUCAGGAGUAGUAGGAUUCAACGUAGAUAAUUUCUGUAAGGCGAGCGCUACUAUGGAUGGACUAACAGCGGGCAAAGGCUCUACAGUGAGCAAAUCGUGUACCACGUCGUGUGGGGUUUCGGGACACUCGUAUGGCACCAACUUCCUUGGUCCAUGCAAGGCUCCGCAGACUACUAUAUGUAGCAUUCAUUGCACAAAAGACCCCAUUGUCUAUCGUGCAAGGAACCUAGCAAGCACACAGUUUAUCGGUUACUUUUCUGCUGGGUACCCUGCCAUGUUGGGAUACCAGAAAAUGAAAAGGCCGAUCGAGCAGCUGCUGCUGCCCUAA
Ornithodoros turicata is the source of this 591-nucleotide messenger RNA. RefSeq lists its product as uncharacterized. Lineage: Eukaryota; Metazoa; Arthropoda; Arachnida; Ixodida; Argasidae. The record is from RefSeq and is a predicted model, not a curated record. Bases 1 to 591 code for a protein of 196 amino acids. The transcript has 6 exons.